UCCGGCAUGCUCAUGAGCAUCUAGGCGUUGACGUUCAUACGCUCAAGCACUCGUGCUCAGGCCCAAAUGACCUGCUGUGAUUGUUGUCCGACUGAUCCUUUCGUCUGGCCUCUUUCUGUUGUCCAGACAAGUUUCCGUCAUUGCCUUUGCAAGAUUGGCCAUACGUUCAGUGCGUACUCAAUCAGACUCUACGAGGACAACCAGUGCACCCUUCCACCUGUGCGAACUCACACAUACACUUCAUCUAUCUCAUCAUCUAUUCCGGUUCGUGCUCUACGCCCAUUUUGUACUCCCCUGGAGCAUCUCGACCUAUUCCCCGUUCGCUGUCAAGAACCGUUUCCUCUCUCCACUCGAUGUUCUCUUUUCCCAAGCCCUUGCCUCGCUCUUGCCCCAAGUUGAUCCUCUCCAGGCAGAUUUUGCUCGGCUGCUUAACAACGACCAUUUCAAAAUGCUGGGCUGCUCCUGUGCAUGUUGUGUUUCCCUGCUAUCGAGUCCAGUUCAUCAAAUAAAGGAAGGGGCCCAUGGAGAUGUGGCCGGGAACAGUGUUCCCCCGCGUUCCUGCUCCUUUCGUGCUCAGAGGCCGCUUUUUGUUUUCGCGCAUAGACUUGGAGUGGCUUAUUUCCA
Messenger RNA from Guyanagaster necrorhizus, 624 nucleotides. RefSeq lists its product as uncharacterized. The coding region runs from base 67 to 399 and encodes 110 amino acids. The transcript has a single exon. The record is from RefSeq and is a predicted model, not a curated record. NCBI's taxonomy places the organism in Eukaryota, Fungi, Basidiomycota, Agaricomycetes, Agaricales, Physalacriaceae.